CAUUGAGCCAUCAACCGCUUCUAUGCUGCAUUGCAGCACAUGCGCUUCUAUACAACGAACUGCGACAAUGACUCGAUAGCUCUCUGGAACUAUAUCUUAUCCCCAACCUUUUUACAUCUCACAAGGUCUUCUAGACCGUUUUCGCUCCUUUUCCACGUAUGGUAGCUAACAAGAUCGGUUUUGUAUAAAACCUUCGCCUACAACGCAACUGUCUCCUAGGUCACAAGAAUACUCCCACCCACCAUGGCUUUGCCCAGGCGGGUCGGCUUUCUAGCCCUGGCAAUUAUCUUCCACACGAUAUACACCUACUCGAUAUUCGAUAUCUACUUCGUCAGCCCCAUCGUCAGCGGCAUGCGCGAAUUCGGCGUCCAACGAGCUCCCUCCGCAAAAGCCCCCGCAAAGCGACUCUUCCUCUUCGUCGGCGACGGUCUGCGCGCCGACAAGGCGUUCCAAUCCUUUCCGGACCCGUCGCCGGGAGGCGUUCUGGAUCCAGAUUAUAGCUCUGUGCCGUCAGAUAGUAACCCGCCUCGGCCGCUUGCACCGUUCAUUCGCUCCCGCGUCCUUCACCAUGGCACCUUUGGCGUGUCGCAUACGCGGGUACCUACCGAAUCUAGGCCGGGACAUGUCGCCCUUAUUGCUGGGUUGUAUGAGGAUGUGUCGUCGGUGACAACGGGGUGGAAGCUCAAUCCGGUCAAUUUCGACAGCGUUUUCAAUCGCAGCAGACAUACCUGGAGCUGGGGGAGUCCGGAUAUCCUACCGAUGUUCAAGGAGGGUGCGACGCCUGGGAAGAUCGAUGCGGAAUCAUAUGACGAUGAAGCUGAGAAUUUUAGCAAGGACGGGUCGCAGUUGGAUAUAUGGGUGUUUGAGAAGGUGAAGGCGUUAUUUGCGGCGGCAAAGGAGGAUCCAGAGCUCGAUGCGCGCUUGAGGGAGGAUAAGCUCGUUUUCUUUUUGCAUUUGCUCGGUUUAGAUACGGCUGGCCACUUUUUUCGGCCUUAUUCAAAGGAGUAUCUGCAUAAUAUCAAGGUUGUCGACCAAGGGGUGAAGGAGAUUACGGGAUUGGUUGAGGAAUUUUACGGCGACAAUGAAUCCGCCUUCAUUUUUACGGCUGAUCAUGGCAUGAGUGAUUGGGGGAGCCAUGGUGAUGGGCAUCCAGACAACACCCGCACUCCCUUGGUGGCCUGGGGUUCCGGCGUCGCUAAACCGAAAAUUCAGAAAAGGAAGAAAGCACCAGGCCAUGAGGAUGGGUUCUCGUCGGACUGGAACUUGGACAACGUUCACAGACACGAUGUUGCCCAGGCCGAUGUGGCUGCUCUCAUGGCAUACCUGGUUGGGCUGGAUUUCCCAGUGAAUUCGGUUGGGGAGCUUCCCCUUUCCUACCUUGAUGCGUCUCCCAAGGAAAAGGCUCUGGCCGCUCUGGCGAAUACGCAAGGGGUUCUGGAAAUGUAUCGGGUCAAAGAGGAAAACAAACGAGCAUCAACUUUGCGGUACCAACCAUAUCGGGCUUUCGGGGAUGAUGAUCACUCGAUUGAGAAACGCAUCUCUGAAAUUCAAAAGUUAAUUUCGAGGAAGAAAUAUGACGAGGCGAUUAAGGAAUCUUCAAAUCUUUUGCAUACCGCUCUAGAAGGCCUGCGAUAUCUGCAGACCUAUGACUGGCUAUUCCUCAGAACUAUAGUCACUGCAGGCUAUCUCGGAUGGAUUGCAUAUGCCCUGACCACAGUGCUCGAUCUCCAUGUACUGCAUGGAUCUUCCGUCCCAAGCCGUACGACAUUCAGUACAAUGUUCUUUUCGUCCAUACUCGUCAUAUUGUAUUCUAUCUUUUGGAUUCAAAAGUCGUCGUGGAGAUACUACGCAUAUGGUAUUUUCCCCAUCUUCUUCUGGGAAGAAGUCGUGGCGAAGCGGAAUGCGUUAGCGGCCGGACGAAAGAUUCUUCUCAGCCAUGUUCAGUCACUGAGUGACUACAUAUCUUUUGGUUUACAAAUAUUGGUAUAUGUUGGGAUUUUGGAGGCACUUGUUCAAUCAUAUUUUUAUCGCGAAAUUUACACAAUUUGCUUCAUGCUUGCGGCGAUAUGGCCUAUAUCCUACGGCAUUGGCUUCCUGUCGCGCAAUAAACUCGUCGUAGCUACGUGGAGUAUCGGAUGUGCUUUAAUGAGCACCUUCACGCUCCUACCCGCUAAUAAGGUGGAAGAUGUAACUACCAUAACGAUAGGCGGUACUCUCAUGGUCCUUACCGGACUCUUCUAUCUAAUAUUCGAGGAAUCUAUAACGCCCCAUUCUAAAACCCUAUCAAUUGCCGUCAGUAAGGGUUCCAGGCGAAUUAUGGGCAUGCAGACCGGCAUGAUUCUGCUGGCUAUAAUAGUAACGAGAUCUACCAUCACCUCACUGCAGGCAAAAGAAGGUUUGCCGUUAGGAAACCAAGCCGUGGGAUGGUCGAUUCUAGUGGCUUCACUUGUAUUACCCUUCUUCCACCGGCUAUACCCAAAUAGCCACUACCUCCAUCGCCUUGUCGUGAUCUUCCUCUCCUUCUCUCCGACAUUCAUCAUUCUCACCAUCUCGUACGAGGGACUCUUCUACUUCGUCUUUUGUAUUACCCUCCUCAGUUGGGUUCAACUUGAACACCGCAUUUACACCUACACAUCUUCCACACCAUCGGUCACCACCGCUUCAUCGGAUGAUGACGCUCAAAUAACAGCGCAACCUAAUCGCAAAAAUCAAGCAUCCAAAUCGCCUUACCGUAUCCUAACCAUAGCAGACGCCCGAAUUGCACUGUUCUUCUUCUUCCUCCUCCAAUCCGCCUUCUUCUCCACCGGCAACAUUGCCUCAGUCUCCUCCUUCUCCCUCGAAUGCGUCACCAGACUAAUCCCCAUCUUCAACCCCUUCUCGCAGGGAGCGCUGCUAAUCCUAAAGAUUCUAAUCCCAUUCGCCAUCAUCAGCGCGAAUCUGGGUAUCCUCAACCGGCGCCUAGGCGUCGCGCCCUCCUCUCUCUUUAUGAUUGUCAUGUCCAUCAGUGACAUCAUGACGCUUAAUUUCUUCUACAUGGUGCGCGACGAGGGGAGCUGGCUUGAUAUCGGCACGACGAUUAGUCACUUCUGCAUUGCCAGCGGGCUGUGCACGUUCGUUGCUGGGUUAGAGUUCCUUAGUGAAACGUUCAUUUGUGGUGUAAAGUUUGAGGAUGCUGGCGCUGGUGCAGCUGGUUAUGGAAAUGAUCAUGGCAAGCCGGAGAAGGGUGAGAAGGAGACGCAAACGACGACAAAGAAGGGAAAGGCCGCUGUGGUGUCGAAUGGUGCUAAUGGCAUUUCUUCUCAUGCGCUGGAUGUGACGUCCUUAGCCGACGCAACGAACGGACACACUAAUGGCUCCGCGAAACCUUUCAUCGAAUCAUCUGGGAAGAAUUAAAUUUACUCAAUAUCAUCCUUAUCAUAUUCACCACAAUCCUACACAUCCCAUUUCUUUCUCAUGAGAUACUGAAGCUUUUUUUUUUUUUUGGAAAUCCCUUACAUCAUGAGGAUAGGCAUGAUGUUCUCCCCAGCAGAGAUAUUGCCCCUGUAGGCUUUUCUAUCUUCAUCACAGCCCAAUACCUCCUUCUAUUCUUCUUUCAUCACUCCUAGAUGUCUCUCCGGUGAUUCAUUUUUACAGUUUAUAAAAAGGGCAGGAUAAAAAAGGGAUAGGGAAUUGUCUUAUAUCAUAUAAUAAUCAUAUGCAUAUCAUGAGCUUAAUAGUAUUCUUAUUUCUUAUUUUUAUUUUUAUUUUUAUUUUUAUUUUCAUUUUUAUUUUUAUUUUUAUUUUUUUUUUUUUUUUUGGAGGCGAAGUAUUCUUUCUCUCUGCUUUUCUGCUCUGUGUUUCCUCUUUGUUGGUUGUUGUCUCUUGCAGCCCUUCUAGCCCAAGCAAUCGCUAGGGUUCUCUCUGCUGCGUUUUAUAGUGCUAUUCGCAGGGUAUAUUUUCUAUACGUUUAAUUUCCAAUUCAGAAGAGUGUAUACUCCGUACAGAGUACAGAUCGAGCUAAUUGACUUUCGACUUCCAGACCGUCUUCAACAACAAAAUAUGGGUUAACUCCCAAACACUUCUAAACACCCGUUAGUGAGAAUCAGAUAGCUUCCUCUCCGCU
Messenger RNA from Blastomyces dermatitidis ER-3, 4102 nucleotides. RefSeq names its product GPI ethanolamine phosphate transferase 1. Gene Ontology annotation, biological process: GPI anchor biosynthetic process. Bases 244 to 3393 code for a protein of 1049 amino acids. The transcript is spliced from 5 exons. Lineage: Eukaryota; Fungi; Ascomycota; Eurotiomycetes; Onygenales; Ajellomycetaceae. Gene Ontology annotation, molecular function: mannose-ethanolamine phosphotransferase activity. Gene Ontology annotation, cellular component: endoplasmic reticulum membrane. The record is from RefSeq and is a predicted model, not a curated record.